Colossoma macropomum (tambaqui) is the source of this 1710-nucleotide messenger RNA. RefSeq names its product extracellular calcium-sensing receptor-like. The transcript is spliced from 4 exons. Gene Ontology annotation, biological process: G protein-coupled receptor signaling pathway. Gene Ontology annotation, cellular component: membrane. NCBI's taxonomy places the organism in Eukaryota, Metazoa, Chordata, Actinopteri, Characiformes, Serrasalmidae. The record is from RefSeq and is a predicted model, not a curated record. Gene Ontology annotation, molecular function: G protein-coupled receptor activity. Bases 1 to 1710 code for a protein of 569 amino acids.
AUGCUGUUCCUAUUGCAGGAACUAGCAACACGACAGCCGCCGCCUCCCCUUCAGUGGAUCGGCAGCGAAGCGUGGAUCAUAGAUCCUGAAAUCCUGCGCUUUAACAUGUGCGCUGGGGCGAUAGGUUUUGGGAUCCCCCGCUCAGUGAUUCCAGGUCUUCGUGAGUUUCUUCUGGAUCUCUCUCCAGAACAAGCACUGAAAUCGCCUCUGCUGACGGAGUUUUGGGAGAGCUCGUUUAGCUGUAGCCUGAAAGGCUCCUCAGACGGCGCGCGGGAAUGUGACGGCAGCGAGGAUAUCCACGCGCUGCAGAACCCAUAUACAGACACGUCGCAGCUGCGCAUCACUAACAUGGUGUAUAAAGCUACGUAUGCCAUAGCGCAUGCCAUCCACGGUGUUAUCUGCAAUGACACGCAGUGCGACAAGAGCACAAAAUUCGCACCAUGGCAGAUACUCGACCAGCUCAAGAGAGUGAACUUCACUACCAAAAAUGGUUUUCAGGUCUCGUUUGAUUCCAGUGGUGAUCCUGUGGCCGUCUACGAGCUCAUAAACUGGCAGGUUAAGAAAGAUGGUGGUUUGGAUUUUGUGACAGUGGGACAGUAUGACUCAUCCCGACCCAAAGGCCAAGAGUUUAGUAUGAGCAAAGCUAUCAUCUGGAUGCGAGGACAGACUGAGGUGCCAAGAUCUGUGUGCAGUGAGAGCUGUCCUCCAGGAACCAGGAAGGCUGUGCAGAAAGGAAAGCCAGUCUGCUGCUAUGACUGUAUACCAUGUGCAGAAGGAGAGAUCAGUAACAAGACAGACUCUCUGAACUGUGUGCGCUGUCCUCCUGAGUUCUGGCCCAACACCCAGCGAGACAGCUGCCUCCCUAAGCCUGUGGAGUUCCUGUCCUGGGACGACACUCUGAGCAUCAUCCUGACAGUGUUCUCCAUCACCGGGGCCUUCAUAGCUGUAUGUGUGACUGCCGUUUUCUGCAAACACAGAACUUCUCCAAUCGUCCGAGCAAACAACUCAGAGCUGAGCUUCCUGCUGCUCUUCUCACUGACUCUGUGUUUCCUCUGCUCACUUACUUUCAUUGGUCGGCCCUCUGAGUGGUCCUGUAUGCUGCGCCACACAGCGUUUGGGAUCACCUUCGUCCUCUGCAUCUCCUGUGUUCUGGGGAAAACAAUAGUGGUGUUAAUGGCCUUCAGAGCUACACUUCCAGGCAGUAAUGCCAUGAAAUGGUUUGGGCCUCCACAGCAGAGACUCAGUGUUCUCACCUUCACUCUCAUACAGGUCCUAAUUUGUGUUCUUUGGUUGACAACAUCUCCUCCUCUCCCCUUCAAAAAUCUAAAAUACUACAAGGAAAGAAUAAUCCUGGAAUGUGGAUUAGGUUCAGCUAUAGGAUUCUGGGCUGUGCUGGGUUAUAUAGGGUUUUUAGCUCUUUUGUGUUUUAUUUUGGCUUUUCUAGCACGGAAGCUGCCUGAUAACUUUAAUGAGGCCAAGUUCAUCACAUUCAGCAUGCUCAUAUUCUGUGCAGUAUGGAUCAGCUUUAUCCCAGCUUAUGUCAGCUCUCCUGGAAAGUUCACUGUAGCUGUAGAGAUAUUUGCUAUUCUGGCCUCAAGCUUUGGAUUGACAUUUUCUAUUUUUGUUCCCAAGUGUUUCAUAAUCAUGUUUAGGCCAGAACAGAAUACCAAGAAACACCUUAUGGGUAAAGGACCCUCCAAGGCUCUUUGA